UCGCGACUUUUGGCUUUUCGUGCGUCGACUGCCGCUGACUUUGGGACGGAAAUGUCGACGUUUGGGACGCUCUAUCGAGUGACGACGUACGGCGAAUCGCACUGUGCAAGCGUAGGAUGUAUCAUAGACGGGUGUCCGCCUGGGCUUCAGCUUGUCGAGCAAGAUAUCCAGACCCAGCUCUCCCGCCGAAGACCGGGACAGAGUGCACUGACAACACCCAGGGACGAAGCAGACAGCGUUGCUAUUCAGUCUGGCACCGAGCACGGCGUCACGCUAGGCACACCGAUCGGCCUCAGAGUGCAGAACAAGGACCAGAGACCGCACGACUACACAGAGACGGAUCUCUACCCUCGUCCGAGUCACGCAGAUUGGACCUACCUCCUCAAAUAUGGCAUAAAAGCCAGCAGCGGCGGCGGCCGAUCCAGCGCAAGAGAGACGAUAGGACGAGUGGCAGCGGGAGCGAUUGCCGAAAAGUACUUGCGCGAGGCUUGCGGCGUAGAAAUCGUCGCGUUCGUCUCCUCAGUCGGCAAGGUACAUAUCCCCUACCUCGCAUCGACUUCCCACGCGGCAUCAGGUCAGACGGUUGACCUCAUUGGGGGAGGAGAAGAGGAGGAUGAUGCGGAUGAGCUGCUCACGAAGGAGUACAUGGACAUGCUCAGCAAAGUCACGCGAGAACAAGUUGAUCAGAACAACAUCAGAUGCCCGCACCCCGAAGCUGCCAAACGGAUGGAAGAGAGGAUAAUGCGAGCCAAAGCGGCCAACGACUCAAUCGGGGGUACGGUGACUUGCGUCAUCCGGAACAGCCCCGUCGGUCUGGGCGAGCCCUGCUUUGACAAGCUGGAAGCCAAGCUUGGCCAUGCAAUGCUGUCCAUCCCAGCGACGAAAGCAUUUGAGAUCGGAUCAGGCUUCAGAGGCGCCACAGUAGCAGGCUCGAAGCAUAACGACGCAUUCGUGCGCAGGCCGGACGGAACGCUAGGGACACUGACGAACAAAUCGGGCGGAGUGCAAGGAGGGAUCUCCAACGGGGAGAAUAUCUACUUUCGCUGUUCGUUCAAAUCGCCCGCCACCAUCUCACAGGAGCAGAAGACGGCCAGAUAUGAUGGCGAGGCAGGUUCUCUCGCUACAAGAGGCCGUCACGAUCCCUGUGUUGUUCCCAGAGCUAUCGCAAUCGUAGAAGCCAUGGCUGCGUUGGUCAUCAUGGACGCGUUCCUGAUACAAAAGUCGAGAGAGGCAGCGAGAUUGAUGCUACCGCCAAUCACGACACUACCUGCGACAAUGGCUUUGCCCACCAAGCAAGGCAUCAAUAAGCUGCCUACUGGAGCUGAAGCUAUAGCGUCUGAAGCCAAGUAGCUGACAAGAUGCAUGCGUGGCAGCUGAUGAUAAAGAGGCA
Molecule: messenger RNA, 1390 nt
Organism: Mixia osmundae IAM 14324
Lineage: Eukaryota; Fungi; Basidiomycota; Mixiomycetes; Mixiales; Mixiaceae
Exons: 7
Coding region: 52-1350 (432 amino acids)
Biological process (GO): chorismate biosynthetic process; aromatic amino acid biosynthetic process
Cellular component (GO): cytosol
Molecular function (GO): FMN binding; chorismate synthase activity
Source: RefSeq, a predicted model, not a curated record